Molecule: messenger RNA, 4931 nt
Organism: Pongo pygmaeus (Bornean orangutan)
Lineage: Eukaryota; Metazoa; Chordata; Mammalia; Primates; Hominidae
Exons: 19
Coding region: 234-3809 (1191 amino acids)
Cellular component (GO): cytoplasm
Molecular function (GO): NAD+ poly-ADP-ribosyltransferase activity
Source: RefSeq, a predicted model, not a curated record
UGGAAGAGAAACCCCGCCAGAGGCCGGGUACCGCUCCCCACCUGGCGGACCCGAUUCCGGGCGCAUUCCGGCUACCGUCCCUGCUUGGGCCGCUGCGCUCGUGCGGGGCGGGGUUCCGGCGCAGUGGCGCCCGCCCCGCCCCGGGGGCAGGGAGAGCCUAGAUUACGGAAGUACCGCGAGCAAGGAGCGCGGAAUCCGGGAGCGCCGGGAGCUAGCUGGAUCCUCUAGGCAGGAUGAUGAUGGGAAUCUUUGCAAAUUGUAUCUUCUGUUUGAAAGUGAAGUACUUACCUCGGCAGCAGAAGAAAAAGCUACAAACUGACAUUAAGGAAAAUGGCGGAAAGUUUUCCUUUUCAUUAAAUCCUCAGUGCACAUAUAUAAUCUUAGAUAAUGCUGAUGUUCUGAGUCAGUACCAACUGAAUUCUAUCCAAAAGAACCACGUUCAUAUUGCAAACCCAGAUUUUAUAUGGGAAUCUAUCAGAGAAAAGAGACUCUUGGAUGUAAAGAAUUAUGAUCCUUAUAAGCCCCUGUACAUCACACCACCUCCUGAUCAGAAGCCGAGCAGUCCUGAAGUGAAAACAGAAGGUCUAUGCCCGGACAGUGCCACAGAGCAGGAAGACACUGUGGAACUCACUGAGUUUGGUAUACAGAAUGUUGAAAUUCCUCAUCUUCCUCAAGAUUUUGAAGUUGCAAAAUAUAACACCUUGGAGAAAGUGGGAAUGGAGGGAGGCCAGGAAGCUGUGGUUGUAGAGCUGCAGUGUUCGCGGGACUCCAGGGACUGUCCUUUCCUGAUAUCCUCACACUUCCUCCUGGAUGAUGGCAUGCAGACUAGAAGACAGUUUGCUAUAAAGAAAACCUCUGAAGAUGCAAGUGAAUACUAUGAAAAUUACAUUGAAGAACUGAAGAAACAAGGAUUUCUACUAAGAGAACAUUUCACACCUGAAGCAACCCAAUUAGCAUCUGAACAAUUACAAGCAUUACUUUUGGAGGAAGUCAUGAAUUCAAGCACUCUGAGCCAAGAGGUGAGCGAUUUAGUAGAGAUGAUUUGGGCAGAGGCCCUGGGCCACCUGGAACACAUGCUUCUCAAGCCAGUGAACAGGAUUAGCCUCAACGAUGUGAGCAAAGCAGAGGGGAUUCUCCUCCUAGUAAAGGCAGCACUGAAAAAUGGAGAAACAGCAGAGCAAUUGCAAAAGAUGAUGACAGAGUUUUACAGACUGAUACCUCACAAAGGCACAACGCCCAAAGAAGUGAACCUGGGACUAUUGGCUAAGAAAGCAGACCUCUGCCAGCUAAUAAGAGACAUGGUUAAUGUCUGUGAAACUAAUUUGUCCAAACCCAGCCCACCAUCCCUGGCCAAAUACCAAGCUUUGAGAUGCAAAAUUGAGCACGUUGAACAGAAUACUGAAGAAUUUCUCAGGGUUAGAAAAGAGGUUUUGCAGAAUCAUCACAGAGUGACCUUGAGGAAUCCUGGGAGCUCAGGAAGGAAGGAGUGCCCAGAAGCAGGGACAGGGAGCUGGUUGGGGAGGACCAGAAAUCAGGUUAUCAAUUCUCCACCUGAUCAUUUUCAUCCUGGGACUGACUUUUGUGGAAUUCCUUGGAUAGUUAUCAUUAUUGUGUUUCUGGGAAUUUCUACACUUGCUAUUUUCCUCUGGAAAACUAGCCUUUGUGUGUCUUUCCUCAAGACUGUCUUAAAGUCGCAAAAUGUACAUGACGGAUCCACAGAUGUACAGCGGAAAGCCUGGAGGUCCAAUAGCCGUAGCCAGGAAGGAAUUAAAAUUGGCCUGGAAGACCUCUUUACUUCACAGAGACAUAUGGAAGCCAAAGUUCGAGCUGAAGUCCAUAAGGUGACAAGGAAGGUCAACAGUCAUUACAAAAUCAAUGGACAUAGGAAGACUGCCAAAAAAAAGAAACUGUUUCAACGCAUGCAAGAGUUGCGGCGGCGGGCACAGGACUACUACAGAUGCAAAAUCACCCCUUCUGCAAGAAAGCCUCUUGCCAACUCAGUAAGUUUGUUUGUUUUCCUUGCUUUUGGACAUAGUCUGCCAGGUCAGGACAUGGAUGUAUUUUUCUCCCCACAGCUCUGUGCUCAAGCCUUGCAAAGGGGGAAGGCAGAGAGGAAGGCUGCCUACAAGCAGCACAGGUGUCAAAUGAGGCAAAAGCAGAGAGUGCCAGAGAGACACAUGAGUCAGGAGCCAGUCCAGGGACGACCGGGCCUAAAGAACCCUUUCUGGAUGGCAGAUUCAGGACCUCAUUCGGUUCCCAUGAGGAACAGCAACGGCGUCCCAGCUGAAAACACAGAGAAGACAAAGGUCAGGAUGGUGGCAGUGGAGCACCAUCAUUCCUCAGGAUUGCCCUACUGGCCCUACCUCCCGGCUGAAACUUUAAGAAAAAGGAUGGGCCGCAAGCCACCUCCUCCUAUGCAGUGUGAUCUGAGAGGUCAACCACGUCCAUCAGUUAAACGAUGUCUGAGACCGCUGACUCUUUCUCGACUACAGUGUCCACUAGGACCUCAACCACAUUCUACAACUGAUGAUUUUCUGAGAAGAGAGACACCUCAACACGAGUGUGCCCUGGGACCUGAUCCACUUCCUCGAGCUGAUGAUUUUCCGAGACUCAAGACACCUCCCGAAGGUCUUUUCAUACCAAUUUCCCCUUCUCCAGUUGAUGAUUCUCUGAGCCUCAAGACACCUCCCGAGUGUCUUCUGGUACCCCUUCCACCUUCUCCAGUUGAUGAUUUUCUCACACCACAGGCACCUCCCAUCAAGCGUCGUUGCCUGGGACCUGUAGCAUUUCCUCGAGCUGAUGAUUUUAGGAGAACCAAGGAACCUCCCGACUGUUUUUUCAUACCACUUCCACCUUCUCCAGUUGAUGAUUCUCUGAGCCUCAAGACACCUCCCGAGUGUCUUCUGGUACCCCUUCCACCUCCAGUUGAUGAUUUUCUCACACCACAGGCACCUCCCAUCAAGCGUCGUCGCCUGGGACCUGUAGCAUUUCCUCGAGCUGAUGAUUUUAGGAGACCCAAGGAACCUCUUGACUGUUUUUUUGCACGCCUUCCACCUUCUCCAGUUGACGAUUCUCUGAGCCUGAAGACACCUCCCGAGUGUCUUCUGGUACCCCUUCCACCUUCUCCAGUUGAUGAUUUUCUCACACCACAGGCACCUCCCAUCAAGCGUCAUCGCCUGGGACCUGUAGCAUUUCCUCGAGCUGAUGAUUUUAGGAGACCCAAGGAACCUCCUGACUGUUUUUUUGCACGCCUUCCACCUUCUCCAGUUGAUGAUUCUCUGAGCCUCAAGACACCUCCCGAGUAUCUUCUGGUACCCCUUCCACCUUCUCCAGUUAAUGAUUUUCUCACACCACAGGCACCUCCCAUCAAGCGUCGUCGCCUGGGACCUGUAGCAUUUCCUCGAGCUGAUGAUUUUAGGAGACCCAAGGAACCUCCUGACUGUUGUUUUGCACGCCUUCCACCUUCUCCAGUUGAUGAUUCUCUGAGCCUGAAAACACCUCCCGAGUGUCUUCUGGUACCCCUUCCACCUUCUCCAGUUGAUGAUUUUCUCACACCACAGGCACCUCCCAUCAAGCGUCGUCGCCUGGGACCUGUAGCAUUUCCUCGAGCUGAUGAUUUUAGGAGACUCAAGGAACCUCCUGACUGUUUUUUUGCACGCCUUCCACCUUCUCCAGUUGAUGAUUCUCUGAGCCUGAAGACACCUCCCGAGUGUCUUCUGGUACCCCUUCCACCUCCAGUUGAUGAUUUUCUCACACCACAGGCACCGCCCAUCAAGCGUCGUUGCCUGGGACCUGUAGCAUUUCCUUGAGCUGAUGAUUUUAGGAGACCCAAGGAACCUCCCGAGUGUCUUUCCGCACCCCUUCCACCUUCUCCAGUUGAUGAUUCUCUGAGCCUGAAAACACCUCCCGAGUGUCUUCUGGUACCCCUUCCACCUUCUCCAGUUGAUGAUUUUCUCACACCACAGGCACCUCCCAUCGAGCGUCGCCUGGGACCUGUAGCAUUUCCUCGAGCUGAUGAUUUUAGGAGACCCAAGGAACCUCCCAACUGUUUUUUCGUACCACUUCCACCUUCUCCAGUUGAUGAUUCUCUCAGCCUCAAGAUACCUCCCGAGUGUCUUCUGGUACCCCUUCCACCUUCUGCAGUUGAUGAUUUUCUGAGACCACAAACACCUCCCGUCCAGUGUCACCUGAGACCUGUACCAUUUCAUCGAGCUGAUGAUAUCAGGAGACUCAAGAAACCUCCUGACUGUUUUGACUGUUUUUUGUUUUGUUUUGUGUUUUUUUGUUUUUUGUUUUAUUCUGUGGCAGGAAGGGGCCUGGUGUGUUGAUUCAAUUUAUUGAUCAUUUUUACAACACAUAAAUUCAUUUAAGUAUUGAUUGUGCACCUAUCAUAUGAUACGCAUUUUUUCAUCACUCCCCCACUCCCAGAACCCUAAGCUUUUCUCACUGUUAGAACUCCUAGUUUAUUUGUAUUUCAGUCACUUUGACUAUAAACUCGUUGAGUGUAGGUGCUUAGAUUUUUUUCACUGCUUAGCUCCCAAUGCCUGUAUAGAGUAAGCUCUUUUUUUUUUUUUCUUUUUGUACCAAAUGCCCAAUGGCCAAUUUAUUCUGUUUCAAUAACUAGGCAUCAUUUUCAAAGGGCCAUAUACUGACAACAGACUGCCCAGAAAUUAUCUCCCUAUGUAGGAAAACUACAGAAGACAAGUUCUUAGAUUUUUAAUGCCCAAUACAGUAGCCAUUAAUGACAGGUGACUACCGAGCCUUGAAAUGCGAUAGUCCAAAUUGAGAUGUGCUAUAAGCUUAAAUUACACACCACGUUUCAAAGCCAUAAGACCAAAAACUGUAAAAUAGUCUAGUAAUUUUAUAUUUAUUAUAUAUUGAAAUGAUAUUUGGUAUUUUAGAUAUAUUGAGUUAAAUAAAAGUUAAAUUCA